AUGGCGAGUCCAGUGAGGGCAAUGAAGUUUCAUCUUUUUAACUGUGAUAACACAUAUCGUUUGGACUCAGUAGAAACCUUGUUGCUCAAAAUGGCAGACGAUCUUAACCUUAGAAUAUUGGUGGAUAAGCUAAAUUUUCGCCUUUCUGAAAUGUCGGAUGUGUAUAAAAAAACCGUUCCUCAGCUACAAAUGGAUUAUGCCGUCCUUGUUGUCCAUGCACAUGAAUCCCGUCUCUCUAUCAACGAGGACAACGCUGGUAUUGGGUACACGAAGAUCUACAGAGCUUUGCUGCAAGCGACUGGAGACAAAGUCUUGAUCAUCAUUGGUGGCGAUAAUGAAUACAGAGAUGAAGACGAGGAAGAACAGGUUGUUAUCUCACGCUGGGCACGAAGGAAAGUGGCGUCACAGUUUGAUGAAGAGUAUCUCGAUGGAAGAAAAAGCUUCAUUUUUUCUUGGAAUAAAGCGCACAGAGAAAUCCACGAGGAGGCACUUAAGCACUACCUCGACCCUUGUAAGAAAGAACAGAAGUUCCAGCAUGUGCCAAAACCAAAACCGACACCAACACCAAACGAGAUUAUAAGAGCAUGCUCCCUUGAUCUAUGUGUGGAGAAUGACGAACUGGAUCUUGAGUUUAAUUCAGGUAAUAAGGAGAGGUACAAACGUUAUGGAGCCACUUUAGGCACAGACGCAAUACCUACUCCGGUAGACUACCCAGAGGGAACCUUGCUACUUGAAACGCGCAUGCGUUUUGGAAAAGUGUGGCAGCCAUCUGCAGAAGCCGUAGAAGUCUUGGAACGCGAUUGGAAAUUAGUCCGUGAUGCAAACGUGCGAUUCAUUGUUAAUAAUGAUGGUGCGGUCAAUUGUAAAGUCACCAGAGAAAAAAGUUUUUGGCAAAGAUUGAUGCCCCCAAGUCGGCUAUGGUUUUGCUGCCUGGCCAUUUUCUAUUGCAAAAGGGCAUGUUGUUGUGAUUGUUGUUGUGAUUGUUGUUGUGAUUGUUGCUGCAAUGAAUGUAGCAAAUAG
Pocillopora verrucosa is the source of this 1020-nucleotide messenger RNA. Lineage: Eukaryota; Metazoa; Cnidaria; Anthozoa; Scleractinia; Pocilloporidae. The record is from RefSeq and is a predicted model, not a curated record.